Rhinichthys klamathensis goyatoka is the source of this 1728-nucleotide messenger RNA. RefSeq names its product major facilitator superfamily domain containing 2a-like 2 (gene mfsd2al2). Gene Ontology annotation, cellular component: membrane. Gene Ontology annotation, biological process: carbohydrate transport. The record is from RefSeq and is a predicted model, not a curated record. Lineage: Eukaryota; Metazoa; Chordata; Actinopteri; Cypriniformes; Leuciscidae. Gene Ontology annotation, molecular function: symporter activity.
AUGCAUGUUGGAGCACUUAAAGAGGAAACAUCCCGGCCAAAGAGGAGCCGUGUGCCGACUUCUACAACACGGCCGGAUAAAGAACAGAGUGUUUUUACCUUUAUCACUGAUGAAAAUGGUAACAGAAAAAGUCGUCACAAUAAGGUGAGGCGUCCCCUCUCCAGAAAGCUGUGUUAUGCGGUAGGUGGUGUACCAUAUCAGAUGACCAACAUUGCUAUUGGUCUUUCUCUACAUAUCUUUCUGUUGGACGUAGUGCAGUAUGCAAUCCCCAUAUUUACCCUCAUUUCUCUCUGUUUUGCUCUUGUGUGGUGUCCAGAUGGAGACCCCCUCGUCGACUAUAUAGUGAGCAGGAGUCAGUGGACCCAAAUCGGCAAGCUCCUCCCAUGGUGGUUACUUAGUUCACCUUUAAUUGUGGUCUCACACUUCUUCCUGUGGUUUAUACCUCACAAUACAGUGAGCUCAGCGUUCAGAGUGCCCUGGUACCUAACCAUCAGCUGUCUUUUUGAGACUUUCAUGAGUUGCUACAGUGUUCCAUAUACAUCCCUCAACAUGUUUCUGGGAGGAGAUCAACAAGACAGAGACUCCUUGCAGAGAGAACAUUUCAAACACUCAUACUGAACGUCAGCUGUGGAGGCGUUAGCUAUGCUGAUGGCGACCGUGAUUCAGGGUCAGGUGCUGUGGGUGUAUAACAAAGACAGAGAUCAAGCCUGUCUGAACGAGGACCAAGAACCGGACCUCCCACACAGCACAGCGCUGCACCAACAGAGAAAUGCCUUCAUGAUAUCAGCACUAGUCGUAAAUGCACUCUUCUUUGUUUGUUGUAUGGUGCUGUUCCUGGGGGUCAAAGAACAAAAACUGCCUCACAGUGUUCACAUGCACACUACAUACCUGAAUGCUUUGACGAAGCUCACUGGCCAUCUGUCAUACCAGUGUCUUGUCCUCGGCUUCCUCUUCUCCAGCUUUUCAGGUUGGAUCUCUAAUUAACCUAUAAAGUACAUGGAAAAUCAGAACUAGAACAAAAAUGUCAUGUUGACAUGCAAUCAUAUCAAGAGUAUUUGCUACCUUCUGUAUUGUAUAAAUCGACUCUUAUGUAUGGCCGCAACCAUAUCAGUGCCAAUGUGGCAGAUGACACUGGUGAAGCCGAGCAUGAAAACUGAACUUUUUAUAGGUCUACCUUUCCUCAUACCAGCUCUGAUAGUCUUGGUUGCCAUGCCAGAGAACUUUCCAGUUUACAUGGUCAUGUGUGUUUUGGUUGGAGCUAGUUUAGCUGCACAGUUCUUGUUACCAUGGUCAAUGCUGCGAGAUGUAGUGGAUGAGUUUGCUGUUCAGACCCCCUCCUGCGGGGGCCGGGGCCUGGAGCCCUAGCUUUUUUCAUGCUCGAGGUUUUGCAUCAAGCUCGGAGGAGGUCUGUCUGCUGGCAUCUCCACUGUGACACUGCACUUUACAGGAUAUAAAGCAGGUGCAUGUAGUCAUGCGGAUUGAAUCAUCUUGGCACUGAAACUGCUUUUGGUCCCCAUACCGAUCACCUUGCUGGUGGGUUUAGUGUUUUUCUAUCUGUACCCAAUCAAUGAAGCACAUCAGAAGAAGAUUCAACAAGAUCUCGGACACACAAGCGGGAGUCCUCAUCCUUUUGAAGUGCAGAAAGGUGGAUUUGCAAUGUCGACAAAACGAACAAAACUCUACCAGGCUUCAGCUGCAACUAAAGUGUUUGAGGGAGGGUCAAAGUAG